Molecule: messenger RNA, 1614 nt
Organism: Bradysia coprophila
Lineage: Eukaryota; Metazoa; Arthropoda; Insecta; Diptera; Sciaridae
Product: tektin-3-like
Biological process (GO): cilium assembly; cilium movement involved in cell motility
Cellular component (GO): microtubule cytoskeleton; nucleus
Source: RefSeq, a predicted model, not a curated record
GCGACGCAAACAUUUUCUAUCAUCAUUCGGGCACCAUAAGAUCAGUUUGUCGGUCGUCAAUUAAAAUUUAAGUUGUAUCUUUGAAAACCAUUUCGAAAAUGAAGAUGAGUAAGACUGACAAUCAAUGGAACAAGGCGUGGGGUAGUCCAUAUAAGACAUUCCGUCCACAUCCAUGGCGUCCAAUUUUAGGAUUCGAAGCUGUUAACGUUUUCCCAUUACCCGAACAAUUGGUGACUAAUGAGCUAGUCGAUCCGUGUUAUGUAUCUUCAGGAAUGUCGACGGAGCCACUACGUUAUCCGAAUUUAGUGACUGGUUUCGAACGGAAUCCUCAGCAUGCCGCAAAAACAGCUUUGAAUACACGUUAUACCCAAUCUGAAUGGAAAAGUGCGAACCGAGCGUUGAACGAUGAAGCUGACUCGAAUUUAAAACAAGCCAACAAUCUUAUUGACGAGAGCGAACGACUGUUGCAUAGGCAUUAUUGUGCCAACGGUGGACAGACAUCAUCAGGAUUUCGAAUCGGUGAACGUAUAACCGAUACGAAAAAUAUGCGUGAUGAAUUGAGUGGUGAGCUCGGAAAAUUGAUCAAAGAACUAAGGCAGUUGACUGACGCCAAACGUGAUAUUGAAAAGGCAUUGCAGGAUCUAGAAACACCACUUCAUAUUGCUCAAGAGUGUUUGUAUCACCGAGAAUGCCGUUAUGGUACAGAUAAAACUCAUGAUGUUGCCGAAAAGGCCUUGCUUAUUGAAAUUGAUAACAUACGAGACGCUCAGCACAGAUUGAAAAAUAUGCUUGAGAAAAUCGAAAGGCAACUGUUGGACGGUAGAGCGAUACAACAUUCACUGGAAAAAGACACUGCACACAAAGAAUCUGCAAUUGGUAUUGAUUCCGUGUGCCAUCAGCUUAAUAACUACAGCCGAGGUAUUAAUUUCUACGGGGGAAUCGAAGAUUUUGAUCCGACUGUUUGCAAUCGAAAACAGUGGCAACAAGUAACCAACAAACGACUGGAGAAUUCACAUAAGGAACGGGAAAGGUCUUCCCAAUCCAGAAGUGAUGCACAAGCUUUGAUUAAUAAUGUGUCGAAGUCAGUGUGGGAAAACUGGUCGAAAACCAAUAAUGCACUAAACAUUCGUGCAACGGAAAUGAGAGAAACAAGAAACCGAGUGCAAAUGAAUCUGCAGAAAAUUCAGGAGGAAAUUUUUGUCAUCGAACAAGAAAUUGAAAAGAUCUUAAAUGACAUUCGUUUGAAGUCUGACGCGUUGAAAGUUGCACAAACUCGAUUAGAAACUCGUACACAUCGAUUGGGAAUAGAACUUUGCAAGGACGACGCUCAUACCAGAUUGGUGAAGGAGGUUCAAGACUUAAAAAAUUCCAUUCAAGUCAUGUACAAUAAAUUGCAAGAAGCCGAAGCUCAGCACCAACAGCUUUUGAAGACGAGAGCGAAUUUAGAGACAGAUUUGCAUAGUAAGGUCAAUUCAAUAUUUAUUGACAACGAAAAGUGCCUGGGAUUGCGACGCUCUUUUCCGGUUGGAAAAUUAAUAAAAUAUUGACCUAACUGUUCGAUGUGACAAAUUUAACGUGUGCAAAUUAAAAUUUAAAAAAUUGAACUCGUUGUUA